Molecule: messenger RNA, 324 nt
Organism: Dermatophagoides pteronyssinus (European house dust mite)
Lineage: Eukaryota; Metazoa; Arthropoda; Arachnida; Sarcoptiformes; Pyroglyphidae
Product: bolA-like protein 2
Biological process (GO): intracellular iron ion homeostasis; protein maturation
Cellular component (GO): cytosol; nucleus
Molecular function (GO): 2 iron, 2 sulfur cluster binding
Source: RefSeq, a predicted model, not a curated record
AUGUCAAUUACUGUUGAACAAUUAAAAACAAAAUUAAUUGAUAAAUUAGCCGCUACUCAUGUUGAAAUCGAAGACGUUUCGGAUGGUUGUGGUGCAAAAUUUGUAGCCAAAAUUGUAUCAUCAAAAUUUGAUGGUCUUUCUUUGUUGGAACAACAUCGACUAGUCAAUGAAGCAAUUGCAGAUGAAAUGAAUUUGAUACAUUCAUUUCGUAUGAAAACAAUGACACCGGAAAAAUUUGCCGCCGAAUCAUCAAAAUGAAAAAAAAUACACAUUAUAUUUUUUAAAACAAAAACAAAAAAAUAAAUUUUAAUUUCAAAUUCAAAA